Messenger RNA from Ylistrum balloti, 699 nucleotides. RefSeq lists its product as uncharacterized. Gene Ontology annotation, molecular function: delta(3)-delta(2)-enoyl-CoA isomerase activity; enoyl-CoA hydratase activity. The record is from RefSeq and is a predicted model, not a curated record. The transcript has 4 exons. Gene Ontology annotation, cellular component: peroxisome. NCBI's taxonomy places the organism in Eukaryota, Metazoa, Mollusca, Bivalvia, Pectinida, Pectinidae. Bases 1 to 699 code for a protein of 232 amino acids. Gene Ontology annotation, biological process: fatty acid beta-oxidation.
AUGUCGACAGAUAAAGUUACUGUGGAAUUCACUGAAGAUGGAUUUGCUAUCCUGACGAUGAGAAAUGGUCAGAAUCGUUUGAAUAGCAAGUUUAUACAGCUUCUCAAUGAAAACCUCGAUAAGGUUCUCAGAAAUAAAAACUGCAAAGGUUUGAUAACAACUGGUGAAGGUAAAUUCUACAGCAAUGGUGUAGAUUUAGAAUGGAUGAUGAAACAGAACAAAGAAGUUCAUUUGAAUUUCCGCACCGAAAUCCAGGGUUUGUUUUGGAGAAUCCUUCAUUUUCCACUCCCGACAGUUGCUGCACUUAAUGGCCAUGCAUUUGCUGGUGGUGCUUUUUUGGCUAUUGCGCAUGACUACCUUGUGAUGAAUUCCAAAAAAGGCUGGUUUUCCAUGAAUGAAACACGUGUUGGGAUGCGCAUUCCCCCUGCUACGCUGGAGGUCCUCAGUGUAAAAAUGAAAAACAAACAAGCAGUACGAGAGGCAGUCCUGUUCGCCCGAUCAAUACCAGCCAGUGAAGCCAAGAGCCUCGGUCUGAUCGACGAGGUGGGAGAGUUAUCUACCCUUAUAGAAACCGCCAAGAAAUUGAUACUCGGAGCUUUGGGCCCAACUGGCCUCGACCGCGAUAUGCUUCAAGUGAUGAAGAAAGAUUUAUACCCUCGAACUCAAUUGGACAAUGGAAACACGAAAUCAAAGUUAUGA